Mya arenaria is the source of this 1023-nucleotide messenger RNA. Its product is annotated as heat shock 70 kDa protein 12A-like. The record is from RefSeq and is a predicted model, not a curated record. The transcript has 2 exons. NCBI's taxonomy places the organism in Eukaryota, Metazoa, Mollusca, Bivalvia, Myida, Myidae. Bases 1 to 1023 code for a protein of 340 amino acids.
AUGGAAGACGGAACAUUAAAAGAAAUCCACAAAGCCAGCGGUGGUCCAUGGGGAGGUAUCUAUGUUGAUGAAAAAUAUAUGAAGAUGUUGUGCCAGUUGUACGGGGAAAAGGCUCUGAAUGACCUGCGAACGACAGGGAUGAGUGAUUAUUUUGAUAUCGCUCGUGAUUUUGAGCACAAGAAACGAUCCUUUGAUACCGAGAACACAAAUCAUGUUGUUAUUCGUUUGACUGUUUCAUUGCGUGAGAUUGCUGAUAAACAUUUCAAACAAUCUUUAGAGGAGAGAAUUGCGGCUUUGGACAUUCAGGAAAAUUCAAUAAUUCCGAAAGGUAGUGACAAGCUGAAAGUCGUCGGAAAUGUUAUCCAAUCAUGGUUCAAAGGUCCAAUCGAUCUGCUGAUUCAGCAUAUCAAAUCACUCUUAGCAGAAGCAAAGAUGGGACGCGUGAAAACAAUUAUUCUGGUAGGCGGUUUCGGUGAAAGCCCUUACGUUCAGGAGAGAAUGAGGAAUGAAAUAGCUGGCGUAAGACUGAUCGUGCCUCCAGACGCAGAUAUGGUCGUGUUGAAAGGCGCUGUGAGGUUUGGACACAACCCCGCAACUGUCUCCUCCAGGGUCAUGAAAUACACGUAUGGGACAUCAAUGUACAGGAGUUUUGAUGAAAAGAAGCACCCAGAUGAUAAAAAGGUUUUGAACAAUGGAGAGUGGUUGGUGCCUUAUUGUUUCAAAGUGUACGUGCGAGUGAACGAGGAUGUGGGAGUGGACCACCAGGUGACAAACGCGGGUACCCCUGUCAGUAAAAUAUCCCUCACACCCGUUUACAGGACGGCACAGGUGAACCCUGAUUUUACAACAGACCCUAGAUGUGAACUGCUCGGGACUAUUAAGCUUGAAAACAGCUCCGAUAUUCCGUUUGAAGAACAGGAAUUAGAAGACACGUUUUUAUUCGGAGAUACUGAGUUGCUGGUAAAGUCAAAGAACACGGUCACAGGGAAAGAGGCAUUCAUGACAUUUGAGUGUUUCAAAUAA